Molecule: messenger RNA, 327 nt
Organism: Aspergillus calidoustus
Lineage: Eukaryota; Fungi; Ascomycota; Eurotiomycetes; Eurotiales; Aspergillaceae
Source: the annotation of a GenBank genome assembly
AUGAGUUCCAGCGUCCUCGCUACCAUUGAGCUCGGCCAGCUAGAAACCGGCACUGGAAAGCCCGUUGUUAACAUCGCCUGGAUUGCAGGCGAUAACCCAUGCAGGGAUCAGGACAAAUACACGCCGAUAUCGGCGGCUGGACAGAAUCCGUGCGGCGUCCACUUUACGCUGGAGAACGGGUUCACCUACUAUGAGACGAAUUGCGGCUCUUCGGCGAUUGAUCUUUAUUAUGCGGAUGGCGCGUUCAACUCCCAUUGCCAGCGGAAGAAUUGGCUGUGCACGAAUCAGAAUCAGUACAAUAUUAGACAGACAUGGACCUGUUAUUAG